Sungouiella intermedia is the source of this 1641-nucleotide messenger RNA. NCBI's taxonomy places the organism in Eukaryota, Fungi, Ascomycota, Pichiomycetes, Serinales, Metschnikowiaceae. The record is from the annotation of a GenBank genome assembly.
AUGCCUGACUCAGUCACUACUUCUACUUCACCAUCUUCUGCGCCAAAACCAGCACUUUUUGACGAGAAGGACAUUGAAGACUCUCUCCCAACCUUGCCAAAGAAGCAAGCAAAGGAUUAUCUUCUCAUUUCUAUUCUUUGUUUCUUCGUUGCCUUUGGAGGUUAUGUGUUCGGCUUCGACACCGGUACUAUCUCCGGCUUUGUCAACAUGGAUGAUUUUAAAAGGAGAUUCGGUCAAGUCAACUCCUCUGGCGAGCAUUACCUCUCCAAUGUAAGAACAGGUUUGAUUGUGUCCAUCUUUAACGUCGGAUGUGCUGUUGGUGGAAUUUUUCUCUCUAAGACCGGUGACGUUUGGGGCAGAAGAAUGGGUAUCAUGAUUUCUAUGGUCAUUUACAUCGUCGGAAUUAUUAUUCAGAUCUCCUCGUCUACCAAAUGGUACCAGUACUUCAUUGGAAGACUCAUCACAGGUUUGGGAGUCGGAACUGUCUCUGUUAUUUCUCCUCUUUUUAUCGGUGAGUCCUCUCCUAAACACUUGAGAGGUACCUUGGUUUGUUGCUAUCAGUUGUGUGUUACCAUGGGUAUCUUCUUGGGUUACUGUACUACGUUUGGUACCAAAAACUAUUCAGACUCUAGACAAUGGAGAAUUCCUUUAGGUUUGUGUUUCGCUUGGGCUCUUCUCUUGAUCUUCGGAAUGCUCAACAUGCCUGAGUCUCCAAGAUUCUUGAUCGAAAAGUCCCGUUUGGAUGAUGCCAAGCUCUCUAUUGCGAGAUCUAACAAGGUCUCUCCGGAAGAUCCAGCAGUCUACACCGAAAUCCAACUCAUUCAGGCUGGUAUUGACAGAGAAGCGUUGGCUGGUAACGCUGGUUGGAAGGAACUUAUUACUGGUAAGCCCAAGAUCUUCCAGCGUGUGAUUAUUGGUAUCGUCCUUCAGUCUAUUCAGCAAUUGACCGGUAACAACUACUUUUUCUACUACGGUACCACCAUUUUUAAGGCUGUUGGUAUGUCUGACUCUUUCCAAACCUCCAUUGUUUUGGGUAUUGUCAACUUUGCAUCAACUUUCGUUGGUAUCUACGCCAUCGAGAGAAUGGGUAGACGUUUGUGUCUUUUGGUUGGUUCUGCUUGCAUGAGUGUGUGCUUUUUGAUCUACUCCAUUUUGGGUUCGGUCAAUUUAUACAUCGAUGGUUACGCCAACACUACUGAAAACACCAGAAAGCCAACUGGUAACGCCAUGAUUUUCAUCACUUGCUUGUUUAUCUUUUUCUUUGCAUCCACUUGGGCCGGAGGUGUCUACACCAUUGUGUCUGAGACUUACCCAUUGAGAAUCCGUUCCAAGGGUAUGGCAGUGGCCACUUCUGCCAACUGGAUGUGGGGAUUUUUGAUUUCGUUCUUCACUCCUUUCAUCACUUCGGCCAUUCACUUCUACUACGGUUUCGUUUUUACCGGAUGUUUGAUCUUCUCCUUUUUCUUUGUCUACUUCUGCCUCCGAGAGACAAAGGGUCUUUCUUUGGAAGAGGUUGAUGAGUUGUAUGCAUCUGACGUUGUUCCAUGGAAGACUUCUGACUGGACCCCACCAUCCGUCAACAAUAUGGCUCAAACUACUGGUUUUGCUGCCCAAGCCAAGCCUAACGUUGAGCAAGUUUAA